UCAUCAUGCCUUUCCUAAAACCUUGCCUUUGUUUUUUCCUUUGGAUAAAACCCAGCCCUUAUGCUCAUUUUGGGUUUACUCGAAGCCUUUUCGAAUUCUCAACUAAAUCCUUUUGUCUAACUUAAAUGGGUCUCUCUCUCUCUCUCUCAUUUAUAACACCCCCUAUACAUCCUUUCAACUGCCCCUAUCUCUCAUUUUGAAUGCAUUCCGACCGACCCUUGGCAAGAGAAAGAGAAGCACCUGCUACUAACAAGUAGUACUGCAGCUUCUGUUCAGUCAUUUGUCAUUGCUAUCAAUUACUCUACCAUUUUGGUACUGUUACGUUAACUCGAGGCGUGAAUAUACCUCUUUCGGAGCUUCUACUGUUUUAUAUACAUUCUACUUUGAAUGUUGUGUAAUUACUUACCAAUUGCUACUUAGAAGGAAAUAUUCAAUCUAGCUAUGACAGCUGCGUCUGGUGGUUCUUCGCCGGUGCUGUCACUGCCACCUCCUCGACCCAAGUCUCCGCCAGCAUACCCAGAUUUGUACGGGAAACGACGGGAACUGCUAAAGGCGCAGAUGUUGGAAAGAGAUGGUGUUUAUCUGGAGGAAGAGUUGAAAUUUGUGGGAGGGCUCCAGCCUGCAUCACUUGGCUGCAAAGAGGUUGUUGAAUUCGUGACGGCUAACUCGGAUCCUCUAAUGCCCAUAAGCCAAAGGAGAAGUGGGAGGAGGCGUUGUCGGUUCUUGAAGUGGCUACGAGGGGCUAUCUGUUUCGAUUUGUGGUGCAUUCCCUGUUCAUGCCGAUGUAGAAUGCCUGAGUGCUGCUGCUAUUGUGGAAUGCCUUGGUCGUGCGGGUGUUUAUCCCCCCCUGGCCUGCUGCGAAAAUUGGAUUGCUGGUCCCAAUGCUGCAGUAAUUGCGACUGUAACAUGCCAUCAUCAUCAACAUCCUGCAAGAAUGGCUGUUAUUCUAAAUGUUGCACUAGUCUUAGUCUUAUAAUUCCUUCUCUCAAGUGUCCAUCGUUGUUGUCAUGUAAAUGGACGUGCUGCAGCUGUUGUUGUUACCUCCCCAAGUGUCCCAAGCUCAAUUUCAAUAACUGCUGCUGCUGUAAGAAGAUCAUGUGUUGGAACCCUUUCUCCUCAUGUUGUUGUUUUUGCUCUUAGAAGAAAUUAAGUAGGGGGGUAGGGUUUGUUGUUUUGUGUGUGGAUGCUUUAAUGUUGGAAUUUUGUGA
This is a messenger RNA of Impatiens glandulifera, 1208 nucleotides long. Its product is annotated as guanine nucleotide-binding protein subunit gamma 3-like. The coding region runs from base 442 to 1140 and encodes 232 amino acids. The record is from RefSeq and is a predicted model, not a curated record. The transcript is spliced from 5 exons. Lineage: Eukaryota; Viridiplantae; Streptophyta; Magnoliopsida; Ericales; Balsaminaceae.